Haemorhous mexicanus (house finch) is the source of this 649-nucleotide messenger RNA. It is a transcript of the gene EIF1, whose product is annotated as eukaryotic translation initiation factor 1. The transcript is spliced from 4 exons. The coding region runs from base 132 to 473 and encodes 113 amino acids. Lineage: Eukaryota; Metazoa; Chordata; Aves; Passeriformes; Fringillidae. The record is from RefSeq and is a predicted model, not a curated record. Gene Ontology annotation, molecular function: translation initiation factor activity; ribosomal small subunit binding; RNA binding. Gene Ontology annotation, biological process: translational initiation. Gene Ontology annotation, cellular component: eukaryotic 43S preinitiation complex.
CAGUCCCGCCCCCCUGACACUGCCUCGAGCCGCCGCCGCGAGAGCAUCCUCCGCCCAGAGCCGCUCCCGCCGCCAGAGCCGCCCCCGUCGCCGCCGCCGCCGCCUCCGCCGAGGGAAGGGAAGCGUAUCGUAUGUCCGCUAUCCAGAACCUCCAGCCCUUCGACCCCUUUGCGGAUGCAAGUAAGGGUGAUGACCUGCUCCCGGCCGGCACUGAGGACUACAUCCAUAUAAGGAUCCAGCAGCGAAACGGCAGGAAGACCCUCACCACAGUCCAGGGCAUCGCGGAUGACUACGAUAAAAAGAAACUGGUGAAGGCCUUCAAGAAGAAAUUUGCCUGCAAUGGUACUGUAAUUGAGCACCCCGAGUAUGGAGAAGUGAUUCAGUUGCAGGGUGACCAGCGCAAGAACAUCUGCCAGUUCCUUGUGGAGAUUGGACUGGCUAAAGACGACCAGCUGAAAGUCCACGGGUUUUAAGUGCCUGUGGGCCACUGGGGCUUUAUGCAAGAAGAUAUCCUUACCAUGAAAUUCCCACCUGUCCCUUGUCAUAAGUUUAAAACCAGCCGGUUUGUGUAAUGUAACGAUCUUGGGUCCACUGUUGAGUCUGGACUGUUGUAAUUGGUGAUGUAAUAAACUGACACGAGCCCAUGCUA